GAGCUCAAGGAGCUGGUGAGGUUCGCGAUGGUCUCGGAGAAGGAAGAGGGCGAGGAGGCGAGGGGCAGGGUCCACUGGAAGCCUUGGCCCCUCAUCGCGCGCGAUCUUGCCUUGGAAGGCUUCCCCACGAGGCCAGCUCAGCUGAGCGAGUUCCGCCGCCGCUGCAUGAGCAACCAGUACGCUGUCAUUGAGGACCCCAACAAUACUGGCUGCUGGUUGAUCGGUGAGUACCAGGGCAUCCUCGCAGAUCAGGUCACCGCCAGCAGGGUCAAAGCCACCGCCGUGAAGGAUGGAGACACGAGCUCCCGGGCGAACCUCGAUAAGUUCAUGCAGGCAAUGACGCGCGCCCUGGAUCAGUCCCGCCAGGGCAGCAUGCACGCCAUCAGCGACUUGCCCAACGAUGGCAGUGCAGCGGCCGCUGCGCCGCCCGAGACGUACGUCAACGGCGUCCACGCGCCCCCUUCGUCGGAGCUCAACGUGCAGGACGUGGCGAACUUCGGCGCUGCGUUCACCUGCUCCUUGCAGCAGGAGCAGGAGAGGCGGGAUGCCCAGAAGCGGUACCAGGCCAUGAUCCUUGCUGAGGACGUCGCGGCCAAGAAUCACGUGCAGCAGACUAGCGGCAAGGCUGUGAACAUCGCGCAGGCUCGCUUUCAGGCGGACAAGGCGAUCGACGCUCAGAGCAAGAAGAUGGCGGCCCAGCUGCAAGCCCAGGCGAACGAAGCCCUCUCGGUGGAGGAGUUCAUUAAGGCCAGGGUCUCGAAGGAGGAGCUGGCGUCGGAGGCCUGGAAGCCCACGAUGGACAAGCUGGCCAGCGUCAAGGAGUCGCUUCAGGUGGAGUUGGCUCGCAUCGAUCGCGUGGCAGGCGAGAUGCUGGCCACGAUCAGGAACCCCUGUUGGGGCGGCAAUUCGAAGGCCCUGCGGGAGGAGUUGAAGGCGUUGAGCGACUCGCAGAAGGACGUUGAUUCCCAUGCCGUCGUGACCAAGAGGCACAUCAGCGACGCCAAGGCGCAGUGGGCCAAGAAGCAGGAGGUCGGCGUUGGUAAGAAACGCAAGUCGACGGAUGAUGCGCCGCAGAUGGAGGUCGCCCUAGACAGCAACCUCGGCCCCAUGAUGCAGGUCGUCGCGGCUGAGACGCGCGGCAAGCCCAUCAACGUCUCGGACGACCUCGCUGCCCUGAGCGCGGGCAAGAUCACCGUGGUGGCGGCCCCCGAGCGGUGCAAGGAUGUGGAGGCGGCGGCCGGCUGGAAGGCUUGCGAGUCGUGGAUGCGUGGCAAGGUGGAGCUCUGGGGCUCGCAGGGCGCUGCGCCCGCUUUCGGCUCCGUGGUCCAGCCAGCGGUGUUGGCUCAGAUCCGCAUGCUCAGCCAGCUGGAGAAGAAGGAUGUUGGGCACGUCUUCCGCACCGCCUUCAUCGCUUCGGGGCCCAAGGAGCAGGCGCUGUUCAAGGUGCUGUAUGGGGCCCAGUGCUUCAUCAUCCCGCGCUUGCAUUCCUCGGUGUCGCCUGCGCCGUAUGGCAUGGCCGAGUGCCGCUUGAUCUUGGAGGGCGAGGAGGUGGUAGUGGGGGCCAAGAUGGACGUCAGCGAAGGAGGGCUCGCCUUCCAGGCGGACAUGCUGAAGAACCUGUCAGGCCACGACAUGCUGCGCUUGGCCAAGCAGGGCAACAACUUCUGCUGCGUCCUGAAGGAAGGCGACUUCGCCGUUCUUCCGACGGGCUUCGUCUACGUGAUCUUUCGGAACUCGCUGGUGAAGGGCAUCAGGUGGGGCAUGUCGCCCAAUUGGGAAGGGGAGCUGGCCAGCGUGGAGAAGACGGUCUCUGCCGCCAUAGAGGCCUACCCAGGCAUCCGCGGGACCAUGUACGAGGAGUGGUGGAAGUGGUUGCAGGCCAACGCUGCUGGUCAAGAGGCGCCAGCGGCGUAG
Messenger RNA from Prorocentrum cordatum, 1914 nucleotides. The record is from the annotation of a GenBank genome assembly. Lineage: Eukaryota; Dinophyceae; Prorocentrales; Prorocentraceae.